AUGAUAUCCACGGGAGAAGCUGGAGUUCAGUUUGCAAAUCAAAAAGAUAUGGUUAGUUGGGGCUUAGAGGCGUCUAGUUUGAAACAAGCCCUAAUGGCUAAAACUGCUUGCAAGUAUUCCCAAACGGACACUUUACUGAUGCCCGGCCAACCUCAAAAGGGGACAAGAAGAUGGACAAGCGUUCUCCGGGGAAGGGAUUUGUUGAAUGCUAAUCUCAAGUGGCAAGUGGGUGAUAUAGAAACAUUUCAGGCACUAGGACAAAAUUGGCUUCCAGGAGUGGUCAACAUACAUCGGCAUAGAAACCUUCAUGUUAGCCUCCCCACUCUUAAGGAGGUAAGUGGACAGGUAUUGCAACAAAUGGGAGCAGCUACAAAUUCGUAG
Molecule: messenger RNA, 381 nt
Organism: Ilex paraguariensis (yerba mate)
Lineage: Eukaryota; Viridiplantae; Streptophyta; Magnoliopsida; Aquifoliales; Aquifoliaceae
Source: the annotation of a GenBank genome assembly